UAUCGUCUUCAGUUAAUCCAAUACAUUUCUAAAACGCAAAGUAUACAAAAUUUUGAACAGUCAGCAAAACUUCAGUAGUUUUCAUUGGUAUUUUAUUUCUGAACUGCUACGUUGACGUUCUGCUGUGGAAUCAGCUAUCUGUACAAAUUAUGUUGGCAGAAAACCUGAAAUCGAGAUAUCGCCACAUUGAAGUUUUCGCACUAGUAAUUUGGUUUACAUUUCAAUGCUCAACAUAUGGACUUAUUACAUACGAUGAUUUGGUGGAUAAUGAUUUAAAUAAUCAUCAAACUGGAGAGGGGUCAUCCCGGUUUCCAUUGUUAAUGCCACAAGUUUCGCCUAAUAUGCCAGAGCUAUAUUUGUGUACACCAGUAAAAGUUGAUUACACAACUAACUAUUACAUAGUUGGUUAUGCACCAAAUGCAACAAUGAAUACAGCACAUCACAUGUUGGUAUAUGGAUGCGGUGAACCAGGGUCCGCAAAACCUGUUUGGAAUUGUGGAGAAAUGUCAAAAAAAUAUUCUACUGACUCGGCAAGUCCUUGCGGUGUUCAUUCGCAUUCUCAGAUCUUAUAUGCAUGGGCGAGGGAUGCACCAAAACUAGAUUUACCUGAUGGCGUGGGAUUUAAGGUUGGCAGAGAUACUCCUAUAAAAUACAUUGUCCUACAAGUGCACUACGCUCACAUUGACAAGUUCAAAGAUGGCAGCACUGAUGAUUCUGGAGUCUUCAUAGAUUACACCCUUCGACCGUUGAACAAGCUUGCCGGAGUUUUACUUCUCGGAACUGCAGGAGUUAUUCCACCGAAUUCACUGGAACAUAUGGAAACUGCCUGUGAAAUAAGUGAAAAUAAAACUAUUCAUCCAUUUGCAUAUCGUACUCACACCCAUAGCCUUGGGAAAGUUGUGUCAGGAUACAGAGUACGAAGUGAUGAUCAUGGUAUACAUCAGUGGACCCUUUUAGGCAAAAGGGAUCCAUUAACACCUCAGAUGUUUUAUCCGAUUGAAAAUAGCGAUCCUAUCAUGACCGGCGAUUAUCUUGCCGCAAGGUGCACAAUGCUUAGUCACCGGAACCGAGUUACACAAAUAGGAGCUACAAACGAAGAUGAAAUGUGCAACUUUUAUUUGAUGUACUAUGUUGAAAAUGACGAACCUCUAAAUAUGAAGUAUUGCUUUAGUCAGGGACCCCCCAACUACUAUUGGGGUAAUCCUGAUGUUGGGCUUCAUAACAUUCCAAAUAUUGAAGCCAGUACAUUGUGAAUAUAUUCCAAAAUGUAGUACUAAUUUUAUUCCAAAAAAUGUAAAUAUUUAGUAAUUGUUGAACGUCAUUGUAAAUAACAAAAUAAAGUGUAUG
This is a messenger RNA of Ceratitis capitata (Mediterranean fruit fly), 1347 nucleotides long. RefSeq names its product peptidylglycine alpha-hydroxylating monooxygenase (gene Phm). The transcript is spliced from 8 exons. NCBI's taxonomy places the organism in Eukaryota, Metazoa, Arthropoda, Insecta, Diptera, Tephritidae. The record is from RefSeq and is a predicted model, not a curated record. Gene Ontology annotation, biological process: peptide metabolic process. Gene Ontology annotation, molecular function: oxidoreductase activity, acting on paired donors, with incorporation or reduction of molecular oxygen, reduced ascorbate as one donor, and incorporation of one atom of oxygen; copper ion binding. Gene Ontology annotation, cellular component: membrane; extracellular region. Bases 150 to 1253 code for a protein of 367 amino acids.